UUACCAAAUACAUUAAAAGUGAAAGUAAAAAGCAACCAUGCAACUGCCAUUUUAAGACGACUGCGUUAUGAAGGCUUCUGCAGACAGUAUCUCCUGCAUCAAGCUGUCUGUCCGUGAAAAGUGACCACUCCAUGGAUCGACCAAAUGGAGAUCCCAGAGUUCAGUGGGGAGGAACAUCACCUACCUCCACAGUUGUUUCCCUGAACAGUACCAGGUCCAUUGAUAGACCGAUCACCUUCAGAGACAGAACCACAAGUCCAUACUCCAGGCCUUUGGGAGCAGUAUCUCCUACUCCAAGCCAACUCUCCUUGAGAAGUGACCACUCCAUGGAUCGACCUAUCACAUUUACAAAUGGAGAUAUCAGUGGUAAACGGGAGAGGAUGUGGUCACCGUGUCUGUCCAUGAAGAGUGAUUGGUCCAUGGACAGGCCCAUUACGUUUGGAAGAUAUGCCAGGCCUUUGGGAGCACUAUCUCCUACUCCAAGCCAACUCUCCUUGAGAAGUGACCACUCCAUGGAUCGACCUAUCACAUUUACAGAUGGAGAUCUCAGUGGUAAACAGGAGAGGAUGUUGUCACCGUGUCUGUCCAUGAAGAGUGAUUGGUCCAUGGACAGGCCCAUUACGUUUGGAAGAGAUGCCAGGCCUUUGGGAGCACUAUAUCCUACCCUAAGCCAACUCUCCUUGAGAAGUGACCACUCCAUGGAUCGACCUAUCACAUUUACAGAUGGAGAUCUCAGUGUUAAACAGGAGAGGAUGUUGUCACCGUGUCUGUCCAUGAAGAGUGAUUGGUCCAUGGACAGGCCCAUUACGUUUGGAAGAUAUCCCAGUGUUAAACAGGAGAGGGUGUGGUCACCGUGUCUGUCCAUGAAGAGUGAUUGGUCCAUGGACAGGCCCAUUUCGUUUGGAAGAGAUGCCAGUGAGCUGACAGCCAGUCUGCUGACAGAGGACCUCUUCAGAUGCUCAGUGUGUACAGAGUUUCUCAAAAAGCCAGUCUCCAUCCCCUGUGGACACAGUUACUGCAGACAGUGCAUUGAGACCUACUGGAACCAGCCUGACCAGACAGGAGAGUACGACUGCCCCCAGUGCGGAAAGAGAUUCAGAACACGUCCUGACCUCCUCACUAACUCAGCCUUGGAGAAGGUGAUUGGGAAACUCCACCAGGCAGGGUUCAAGGUCCCUGCUCUUCCCAACCACUGCUACGCUGGACCUGGAGAUGUGGCCUGUGAUCUCUGCACUGAGAAACAGCUCAAAGCUGUGAAGUCCUGUCUGACCUGCACUGCCUCCUACUGCGAGAGUCACGUCAGGCAUCACUACACCGUAGCAGCUCUGCAGAGACACACCCUGGUGGAGGUGACUGGACACCUGGACCAGAAACUGUGCCAGCUGCACCACAGAGCUCUGGAGGUCUUCUGUAAGACAGACCAGGUCUCUGUUUGUCUUCUGUGUGCCUUGCAAGACCACAGAAGCCAUGAUGUCAUAAAGAAUGAGAGAGAUGCUGAAGAGGAAAACGGCCAAUACCAGGAGGGCCAGAUUGCCUCCAGGCUUGAAGCUAGACUCCAGAGAGAGAUCAAGGUUCUACUACAUGAUACAGAGGAGCUUGUUUCUGACAACUCUGAGCAGGUACCAUUUAGUGUCAAUACUGUACCUUCUGGCCAGACAGUACUGGUUGCUACCUUAACAAUACUUUACCUUCUGGAAUACAGUACUGGUUGCUACCUUAAUAAUACUUUACCUUCUAGACAUACAGUACUGGUUGCUACCUUAACAAUACUUUACCUUCUAGACAUACAGUACUGGUUGCUACCUUAAUAAUACUUUACCUUCUGGAAUACAGUACUGGCUGCUACCUUAACAAUACUUUACCUUCUGGAAUACAGUACUGGUUGCUACCUUAACAAUACUUUACCUUCUGGAAUACAGUACUGGUUGCUACCUUAACAAUAAUGUACCUUCUGGAAUACAGUACUGGUAGCUACCUUAACAAUACUUUACCUUCUAGACAUACAGUACUGGUUGCUACCUUAACAAUACUUUACCUUCUAGACAUACAGUACUGGUUGCUACCUUAAUAAUACUUUACCUUCUGGAAUACAGUACUGGUUGCUACCUUAACAAUACUUUACAUUCUGGAAUACAGUGCUGGUUGCUACCUUAACAAUACUUUACCUUCUGGAAUACAGUACUGGUAGCUACCUUAACAAUAUUUUACCUUCUGGAAUACAGUACUGGUUGCUACCUUAACAAUACUUUACCUUCUGGAAUACAGUACUGGUUGCUACCUUAACAAUACUUUACCUUCUGGAAUACAGUACUGGUAGCUUCCUUAACAAUAAUUUACCUUCUGGAAUACAGUACUGGUUGCUACCUUAACAAUACUUUACCUUCUGGAAUACAGUACUGGUUGCUACCUUAACAAUACUUUACCUUCUGGAAUACAGUACUGGUUGCUACCUUAACAA
Messenger RNA from Coregonus clupeaformis (lake whitefish), 2458 nucleotides. RefSeq lists its product as uncharacterized. Lineage: Eukaryota; Metazoa; Chordata; Actinopteri; Salmoniformes; Salmonidae. The transcript is spliced from 12 exons. Gene Ontology annotation, molecular function: zinc ion binding. The record is from RefSeq and is a predicted model, not a curated record. Bases 132 to 1808 code for a protein of 558 amino acids.